AGCGUUUCCGGGUGAACGGGAGCUCCUUCCGGCCGUCCGAAUCGGAUGCCUUCCGAACAGCCAUGGACGCCUUUUCCUCGACGCCGAGGCACUCGAAAGAGUUCAGUCGGCUGUCGGCGAUGACUUCCCACCAAGUGGGCCAGUACAUGGCGGCCUGUGGCUUUGCGGACUACGAGCACAUCUUCAAGGAGCACAACAUCAGCGGGGACAGACUCCUGCAGCUCACCAACGAAGAUCUCCGCGAGAUCGGGUUCUCCAAGGUGGGGGACCGCCUGGUGAUGCAGCAGGAGAUCGCCGGGCUGCGCGCCGGGCGCCGCACCGCCUGGCGCGGGGAGUCCUUCGAGGAGAAGGUGCAGGCGGAAAAGCGGUGCAAGCUUUGGCAGGAGGAGGCGCGGGUCAAGGAGCCCCUCGCAGAGAAGUCGGAGCUGAAGUCGGAAGAGGCGAAGUACAAGCGAAAGAUCCAGAAGCUCAAACAGCGAUGGGCGGAGGAUCUGCGGAGCGUCCGCGGCAGGCUGUGCCGAGCCAUGACGGUGGCAUGUGCACGCGAGGAUGGUUGCAUGGGCCACGCGGUGCUUAAGGCUUGGCAGCGUCACGUGGCGGAGGCCCAUGCCGCGCGCGCCGCCCGGCAAGAGGCCGCGCUGGCGGCGGCCCAGGCGGCGGCCAACGCGGCGGCGGCGCAGCAGGCGGCGCCAGUGGCGAACGAUGGUGCCACGGAGGCGCUCCUGGCGCUUCUUUCCGCCAGCUGCGGGCGCUCGGCGCAGCUGGCGGCGCUGCGCGCUUGGCACUUCGCGGCGCGCCAGGCGCGCCACGCGGCGGCGCACGAGGCGGAGCUGCGCAGCCAGGAGGAGAAGGCCACCCAGCGCAGCACCGCGGCCUUGGCGCAGCUCCGGAACCAGCUGCGGGCGCUGAGGUGCCAGGGCACCCGUGUCGCCAAGCGCAACGCACAGCACCGGGCCCUCGUUGCACUCUUCGCGCCUUUCAGCGUCUGGCUGCAGCAGACACGGGAGGCAAGACACGCGGCUCGGCUCCGGGCAGAGCUUGAAAAGGCGAGCAUGCAUUCGGUGGCCGCGCUACGGUCCUCGCGGGCAGAGGUGCAGGCCUUCCGCGCCGUUGGGCGCCGCAGCGCCUGCGCUGCGGCGAGCCGGCGCGCGCUGCUCUGCUUGUCACCCCUGGUGUCUGCCUGGAGCCGCCAGGCGAAAGCCUCGCUGAGCACUCGGCGCUUGCGGCCCGGGGAGGUCUUGCUCAACUCGGGCGAGGCCGCCAAGCGCGCCCAGCAGCAGCUGCAGCAGCUGCGGGCGCAGCACGCGGAGCAGCUGGAGGCGCUGGAGCGGAGCUGCACGGAGCUCCGGGCCGAGGCGUCCCAGGCUCGGAUGGCCGCCGCCGCGGCGGCACGCCGAGAGGCCCGGGUGGAGAACAUUGCACGGAGGCAUGAGAACGCGGCCAGACGCGGGGAGGAGCUGGCUGCACUGCUGGCCUGCACUAAGGCCUGGAUGGGCGAGGUGCUCCUUGCUCGCUCCACCGCCGCCCUGCGGAAAGAGGCGGAGGCCCGGGUGGCCGAGAGCCUGGCGCGGCAGCGCCUGGAGAGCCGUGGCGCCUUGCACCAGGCCUGGAGCGAGGCGGCGGAGAAGGCGCGUCAGGCCGCGCAGCUGGAGAGGCAGCUUCAGCACCUGAAGGAAGAGAUCCAGGGUGAAGUUGUGAGGCCGGAGUUCGACGGGUCGCGGCCAACCACCGCGCUGGGCAUAGAGGCGCACCACGACGGCCGGUUCAACGAGCGGCUCCGGCGCGCGGACGAGGCGAAGGCGAGGCUGACGGCGACCUCGUGGCCGAGGAGCUCGGAGGUGGAGGAGGACAUCUCGAUGCCUUCACAUCCUCCCCGGCACAUGGGCGACGCGGAAGUUCUGCAGCUGGAUGAGGUGCUGACGGCGGAAGCGGCGGUGCAGGCCGAUCGAAGCGACCCCAUCGACGCCGAAGCGCCGGAGCGAUGGCGGGAUGAGGUGGUCGCAGCGCGGGAGGGCCGGAAGGGCCUUUUCAUCGCGGCCUUGAACGAGCAGGCCAAGUACUGGCGUGCCCAAGCCUGGCACGCCUGGCGCCGCGUGCUCUUGCAGGAGCGCUGCAAGCGUCUGGACAGUCUUUUGGACCGGAAGAAGGCCACUACUCCACGCUCUGCCCGCGGGAAGGGAUGAGAUGUGCCAAAUCGAGCGAGCUCCGUAAAACGGCCGCGGGCUGUUUAGAACGACUUCCAUAUGGGUGUGGCU
Molecule: messenger RNA, 2255 nt
Organism: Effrenium voratum
Lineage: Eukaryota; Dinophyceae; Suessiales; Symbiodiniaceae
Source: the annotation of a GenBank genome assembly